AUGACGUCAACUGAAGACGAUGAUCCGUAUGCUCAAAUAGCUAGAUUACAUUCAGCAAAUUUACAAGCUGCUGAAUAUGGUUUAGCAUUGAUAGAUGAAAAAAAAAAUUUAGAAAUACAACAUAUUGAAUUAGAAAAUCAACAUGAAUUACUUAAAUUAGAAUGUGAACAAUUAAAAAGUCAACUGAAAACAAUACAAGCAAAUAAACGUGAAGAAACAUUAAAAGGUGAAACAAAUGAAGAAACACUUUUACAUGAACAACAAACACGUGAAGAAUAUUUAAUGAAAGAAAUAACUCGUCAUGAACAUGAAUUACGUUCAUUGAAACAUGAUAAUGAACGUUUAUUUACGGAAAAUGAAAAAAUUUCAUUAAAUUGUCAAGAAUUAACUGAACGUAUUCAUGAAUUAGAUGAAUUAAAAGUUAAAUUAAAAUAUGAAUUAAAAGAAACUAAAGCACAAGAACAAAGACUUAUUGAUGCAAAUACUGAAUUAGAAGAAGAUAAUGUUGCUUUACAACAACAAGUACAAAAAUUACGAGAAAAUCUUAUUGAUUUCGACGGAUUAAAACAUGAAAAUAAACAAUUGCAAGAAAAUAUUGAUGAUUUAAAUCGUUCGAUGAAAGAACUUGAAUCUCUAAAAGCUAUUGCAGAAUCUCAAUUAAUUGAAUUACAUAAUAAUCUUCGUGAUGAACGUGAACAAAAACAUAUAUAUAAACAACAAUUAGAUCAUCGAAUUCAACAAGAAUCUCGUCGAAAUUUAGAUACAUUACGUAUGACAUUAAAUGGUCAUAGUGGUACACAUACAGAUGAUGAUUAUAUAAUUGAGGGUGAUGAAGAUGAUAUUGAAGAUGAUGAUACAAGUCGUGUACCAUCAUCAACUGAAUACAGUGAUAUGCUUGAGAAUGAUCAACAAGAACAACAACCUGUUGGAAAUUUAUUCAGUGAAAUUCAUGGUAAUGAAAUUCGUAAACUUGAACUUGAAUGUAUUCAAAUAUCUCAAACGAAAUCAUCACUUGAUAAUCAAUUAUUAAUAAUCAAUGAAAAAACAAAGAUUCUUUCACAUAAAGUUCAACAUCUUAUAGAUAUUAUUUUACCAAAUAAACCGAAUUCAUCGGAAUCAAAUUCUGAUGAUACGAAUAAUUUAUUAAUAAUAGCAUUAGAUUCUAUUGAACAAAUCGAUUCAAUUAUUAAUAAAAACCUUCAUUUAUUUAAUGGUGAUCAAGAUUUAUUGAAAAAGAAAUCAGAUGAACAAGAACAUUUCAUUAUUAAAUUAAAACAAGAUAAUAAUACUUUAAUGAAACAAUGUAAUGAUUCACAGACAUUAUUCAAUAAAAAUUUUGAUUAUUUAAUGCAUUUAAGUGAAGAAUUUGGUACAAUUAAUAAAUAUAUCUAUAAUUCAAUUGGUUUAUCUGUACCAACAAAUGAUUUUGAAACAAGAAAACAACAAUUAUUAAAUUCAAAUAAUAAAAUUAUAGAUCCAUCAAUAAAUCAACAAAUCUUAGAUAUUCUACAAGAACAAGUUAAACAAUUUCGACAAUCAUUUGAUCAUGUUUUAACUAAUGUUAAACAACAACCAAAGGAACAAUUAUCAACUAGUGAAACAGCAAUUUCACCAAAUGAAUUACCUAAUGAUACAAAAGAAUUACAAGAUCAAAUUAUCAAAUUACGUUCAUUAUUAACAACUAAACGUGAACAAAUUGGUACAUUACGUACUGUUCUUAAAGCCAAUAAACAAACAGCUGAAGUUGCAUUGGCUAAUUUGAAAUCUAAAUAUGAAAAUGAAAAAUUAAUUGUUACAGAAACAAUGUCGAAAUUACGUAAUGAAUUAAAAUCAUUAAAAGAAGAUGCAGCUACAUUUGCUUCAUUACGUGCUAUGUUUGCUGCACGUUGUGAUGAAUAUGUAACACAAUUGGAUGAACUUCAACGACAAGUUCAUGCUGCUGAAGAAGAAAAGAAAACUCUUAAUUCAUUACUUCGUAUGGCUAUUGAACAAAAACUUGCAUUAACACAAAAGCUCGAAGAUUUAGAAAUGGACAAUGAACGAGUAACUACGACUGUUACAACUCCAAAACGAACUAAUAAUUUAAAUGCAAAUCUUCCAUCUACAAUAACAACAACACCUGUAUCGGCAGGAUCACCACUUGGAUUAUUAACAACAACUUCACAUAAUAAUCAUAAUAUGAAUAAUAAUAACAGCAGUGCUAAUAACAAUAAUAAUAAUAAUAAUAAUAAUAGUGCUAAUCAGAAUACUGGUAAUAAUGUACAAACACAAGAAAUACGACGUGGAAGAUUUAUACCACCAAGAGUAAGUUCUAAGGAUAAUAUAGUGUAA
Adineta steineri is the source of this 2331-nucleotide messenger RNA. The record is from the annotation of a GenBank genome assembly. Lineage: Eukaryota; Metazoa; Rotifera; Eurotatoria; Adinetida; Adinetidae.